UCUACAUAUUGUUAAUCCUAAGUUAGACCACUACCACCACCACUACCACCUCCUCCUCCUCCACCGUGCUUCCAUUUGCUUCGGCCCAUAAAGCAUAAUGGUUGCACCACCGCGACCAGGCAUGCCUGGAAAGAAAUACAGUUCUAUGCGCCCUCCCAGUUUCCGUCCUACCAACUCGCGCUCUCAAUCCAGCACACCCGCUCCCACAGGUCGCGCAUCUCCCGCAGAUUCAAUCGCCUCGACAGGUGCGUCUCGAACGCGAUCGCCAGCAAUAGCUGGAACAAAGCGUAAAGAGAGGGAGUUUGAAAAUGAUGCGGCGAUCGAGACCAAUAUCAAUGUGGUCGUGCGCUGUCGCGGACGCAGCGAUCGAGAAGUCAAGGAAAACAGUGGUGUUGUUGUCUCCGCAAAUGGCAUCAAGGGGAACAGUCUGGUACUAUCAAUGGGGCCCAGCGCUCUCAGCAACAAGACCUACCACUUUGACAAGGUCUUCUCGCAUGCAGCCGAUCAAUGUACGAUAUAUGACGAAGUAGUGGCGCCUAUAUUGGACGAAGUUUUAGAAGGCUUCAAUUGUACAAUUUUCGCGUAUGGACAGACUGGUACAGGCAAAACAUACACCAUGUCCGGAGACAUCUCAACCAUCCUGCCGCUUCCCGACUCUGCUGGUAUCAUUCCUCGUGUUCUAUACUCUCUGUUCGCGAAACUCGAUGGGGGAGACCAUGAGAACGCCGUCAAAUGUUCGUUCAUUGAACUGUACAACGAGGAACUCCGAGACCUUCUUUCGGUAGAAGAAGGUUCAAAGCUGAAGAUAUACGAAGACAACUCACGGAAAAGCCAUCAUGGGACCCUAGUUCAGGGCAUGGAAGAGACGUACAUCAAAUCCGCUGCUGAGGGUAUUCAGCGCCUACAGAGCGGAAGUCAUAAGCGACAGGUGGCUGCAACCAAAUGCAACGAUCUGAGCUCAAGAAGUCACACUAUAUUCACCAUCACGGUUCUCAUCAAGCGGCCUUCGGAUACAGGCGGAGAGGACUAUCUUUGUACCGGUAAACUAAAUCUGGUUGAUCUUGCAGGCAGCGAGAAUAUACAACGCAGUGGCGCUGAGAACAAGCGUGCUACGGAAGCUGGUCUCAUCAACAAGAGUCUCCUAACGCUCGGCCGUGUGAUUAACGCGUUGGUCGAGAAGGGCUCGCAUAUACCUUACCGUGAGUCGAAGUUGACCCGUCUCUUGCAAGAUUCUCUUGGAGGUCGUACGAAGACCUGCAUCAUCGCAACACUUUCACCCGCCAAAAGCAAUUUAGAAGAAACAAUAUCUACUCUCGACUAUGCCUUUAGAGCUAAGAACAUCCGAAACAAGCCUCAGCAUAACCAAACUAUAUCAAAAUGGACAAUGCUAAAAGAUUACACUUCGGAGAUUGAGAAGCUGAAGAGCGAAUUAAUAGCAGCGCGGCAGAGGAAUGGAGUAUAUCUCACUCCUGAAUCAUACGAGGCACUCACUACGGAAAACGAGUCUCGAAGAUUAUUAAGCGAGGAACAAAGAGACAAGAUCGAAACUGUGGAAUCACAUUUGCGGAACAAAGUCCAGGAGCUCUUCUCUCUGAUAACUAACUUUAAUACCCUAAAAAGAGAUAAUGAUGCGACCCGGUUGCACCUCGAAGAAACAAAGGGGAUUCUAGAAAAGACUGAUAUCGUUCUGGCCCACACUCGUCAAAGUUUGGCGGAGGAGAACCUGCUCCGGAAAGCACAUCAAAAGACUGAGGAGGAACUAGCGAACAUUGGACAAAAUAUGAUUUCAACGCUUGGGAAGACAACGUCAGAUCUCGGUGGCCUGCACGCAAAGCUAAGACGACGAUCUGCUCUACAGUCUCAGAAUCGCGACAACUGGACUUCAACACAAGCUCGAGUCGGAGAUAAGACCAGGAUGGUUGAAGAAAGAUUGAGCGAGUUUCAGUCGCAGCAAGAAAUUUUACUCUCCGAUCUCUCGACAAGAAUGCAGGGGUUUGUCGAACAGGAACUGCAAAAACUCGAAUCCUCGAAAGCUUUCAUGCAGGAGAAAAUGCUUCGCUUUCAGGCUUCCGAGAAAGAGGUCAACGAGCAGACUGCGAAGUCAAAGGACGAACUCAACGGGGUUUUGCAAGAGAUCAAAUUGCUUCGUGAAGACGUCAAGCAGAAAGUUGGAGCAGGCUUGAAUGAUCUAUCUGCUGCGGCACAGCGUAUAUCCGCUGGUAUCUCAGAAGAAUUGAAGGAGUUCCAAGCCCAGCUUCACAUAUCUUAUUCGAGCAUGGGGAAGGAAUUCAAAAACUCUUACCAAGACCUAAUCGAACGCCUUGAUGAUCAGCAGGCUAUUUCGGAUCAGCUCCAGCAACAGAUCGUGAAAGCUGAUCAAACUCUUGUCGAGUCGAGUAAAUCAGCUCAACAGCAACUUAGUGUGGUAGUCGAAGAGGAGCGUAUCAAGGCUGUGGAAGAGCGUCAGCUCUUGAUGUCACAAAUUGCGAGUCUGGUCAAUACCUCUGCUGAAGCACAGGAGGCAAGGAUUUCUAACAAGUUAUCCGUCGUCCAAGAGAGCAUGAGGUCAGCAAAUGGUCGUUACGGUACCGAGCACGACGCUUGGAAUUCAGGAAUGGACAUGUGGAAAGACAAGUCAAAAGAGAUUGUGUUCGACAUAAUCAAGUCGCGUGACAAUAUCAAGGCAAAAGUUGUUGCUGACUAUGCAGCUGCAAAUACCCAUACAGCAUCAUUGCAAUCAACGACGACAUCUGUGCACGACUCAACGGUACAAAUUGUUGAUACUCAGAUGGCACACAUGGACACACAGUUGCAAUCCCUCGACGAUAUAGUCGUGCGCAUUCGCGAGCAGAACGACUCGCAUAACAAUACACAUUCCUUGUCCCUCGCCGCACUAGGAGAUACUGUCCAGUCCUCCUACGCCAGCAUCGAAGACCACCUGGCCUCGACCUUCUCAAGAGUCCAAGAGCUUGAUGGUGACGUGACGGCUCGAAUGUCGGCUAUUCGUCAUACAUUCCCUCUUCUGUCAGCGGAUGGUGACAUACGGGCAACACUACAUGGUCUGCGCGAGGAAAUUGAGACCCAAACGCUGGUGGAAUAUGCGCCCACAGGCGAAACUCCCCAGCGCAUCCAGUACAGCUAUCCGUCCACACUUCCGCGCACGGAAGGCCACGACAACCUCCUUGCUCGACUCCGCGGUCCGCCUGUCUCCGAUUCGCCCUUGUCCGAGCCUGCUCGCAGUCCUACGAAGACUAGAGUCUUCGCAGAUGCUCCGUCGUCCUCCCCAACAGAGUCGCGUCCGCCUACUUCAGGUGGUAUCUUACCAGCUUCGACAAAUGGCUUACGGGAGAUUGAUGCCAAUGUCGUCAAGGCCCAAGAGAGCCAUUUUGGCGUGUCAGUGUCUUCUCUCGAAGCUGCUGCCAUGCCACCUCUCAAGCGCCAGAAUACUAACACGUCUGGCUUAGAUAAAAGUAUCGGUGUGGAGAGCAAGCUGCCUUCGGUGGGCAAGCGGAAGAACACAAGAAUGACUGUCGCUAGUGUGGGCAUGGGAGACAGGGAAAACCAGAUACCGCUCGUGGAGAAUUUGAGUGCGAGCGUGGGGCCAAGGCCUGGGUCAGGGCGGAGGCUGAGGAGUAGAGACAAUGUUUAACGUGUGUCGAGUCAGUACGAGGCGUCGGUGGCGUUGAAGGUUGAUACCUCUCGUUGUCCUGGGCUCAGGCGUUUCGGCGGCAGUCGGUUUGGCUUGAAAGACCCAGCUGGAGGCGUCCGGUGUGAUCUGGGGUUUCUGUACAGUCAUGACUAGAGUGUAUAGUUGAUGUUCUGUUUACGUGUAGCGUUCCGAAUACGACGAGGACUAUUUUUGUCCACUGUCUUGAUCAAUCUCGGCACGGAGAAGAAGUGACUGCGCCCGACUGUACAUCCGAUGCAGGUGGCAAUUCGUG
Molecule: messenger RNA, 3941 nt
Organism: Pseudovirgaria hyperparasitica
Lineage: Eukaryota; Fungi; Ascomycota; Dothideomycetes; Acrospermales; Acrospermaceae
Product: kinesin family protein-like protein
Exons: 3
Coding region: 98-3649 (1183 amino acids)
Biological process (GO): microtubule-based movement; mitotic spindle assembly
Cellular component (GO): spindle microtubule; nucleus
Molecular function (GO): ATP binding; plus-end-directed microtubule motor activity; microtubule binding
Source: RefSeq, a predicted model, not a curated record